Neohortaea acidophila is the source of this 1965-nucleotide messenger RNA. Its product is annotated as general substrate transporter. Gene Ontology annotation, cellular component: membrane. The coding region runs from base 336 to 1883 and encodes 515 amino acids. Gene Ontology annotation, biological process: monosaccharide transmembrane transport. Lineage: Eukaryota; Fungi; Ascomycota; Dothideomycetes; Mycosphaerellales; Teratosphaeriaceae. Gene Ontology annotation, molecular function: hexose transmembrane transporter activity. The record is from RefSeq and is a predicted model, not a curated record. The transcript has a single exon.
CUCAUCCGCCGUGCAUUUGCUGACACCAGCACCUUAGCAAGCAAGAGGCAGUCGAGGAUAGAUGGCAACACGCUGUUACCCAUCUUCCGCCCCCUCCGCGCCCUCUGCUCCCUCCGCUACGUGACCUGUAUGCAUUCAGGCUAAUAUCGUUGAUGCCUGAGGCAUCCAAAUCGGGGUCUCUCCUCACUUCGAGUCAAGCUCGAGUGACGCCGUUGCAUACAUACAUCGACAUCGACACCCACCGAUCACUCGACAUGUAGUCGCUGUAAGCGUUCCCUUGCGAUAAGAAAGAGCAGGAAGCGAAGCCGCGUCUCGCAUCCCUCCAUUGGCCGGACAUGGCUCCAUCAGGCUCCUCCAACGCCUUCACUCCCUACUUCCUCUUCCUCCUCCUCACGGCCACCACUGGCCCUCUCCUCUUCGGCUAUCACCUCGCCGAGCUCAAUGCUCCCUCGGAGGUCAUCACUUGCGCCAAAGACUCCAUCACCCUUGCCUCUGUAAAAGCGAGACUCGGAUGGGGAACGCAGGCCAGCCCACUUGGCGCUCUCCCACAAUGCAUUCCCAUGAAUGCCACCCAGUUCGGUCUGGUCUCCUCUUUCUUCACAUUAGGAGGCUUGAUCGGAGCAUUGGCAGCUGGCCCCCUCACCGCUAAGAACGGGCGAGUGAGAGGCAUGCUCUACGCUGCCCUUUGCGCGACCGUUGGCCCCGUCUUCGAGGCAUUGGCGCCCAAUGUCGGCACCAUGGCGGCCGGCCGCUUGAUUGCUGGCCUUGGUGCCGGUGGUGCAAUGGUCGUCGUGCCCAUAUACAUCUUCGACAUUGCCCCACCCGGCAGGAAGGGCUUCUUUGGCAGCUUCACGCAAGUCAUGGUCAACGUGGGAAUCCUCAUCACCCAAGUUCUCGGCUAUUUCUUGAGUCGCGGACAACUCUGGAGAAUCAUCCUAGCUGUCGGAGGCGUGAUUGCAUUGGCUCAGACGGCAGGCUUACUGCUAGGUGGACAGGAGAGUCCAAAGUAUCUCGCAGAUCAAGGAAAGCCGUCACGUGCGAAGGUGGUCUUGCAAAAGAUCCGCGGUGCGAAUGUCGACAUUGCCGAAGAAGUCGCUGCGUGGAGACAAGUCGAUAGCACCCUUCUGGACGAGGAGGAAACGCUCCUUGCUCACCCAGACGGCGCGCCAAACUCCUCAGACCAAACCGACACCUCCACCCCUCGUGUGCCCACUGCAGGAACAGCUCGAAAGACACUCAGCGUCUUCCAAGUCCUCCGCGAUCCUGAAACCCGGCCGGCCAUCCUGGCAAUCACAAUGGUCAUGAUGUGUCAACAAUUUACCGGCAUCAACAGCAUCGUCAUGUACGGCGUCAGCCUGCUCUCCUCCCUCCUCGAGUCCAACUCCGCCCUCCUCAACAUCUUCGUCUCCCUCCUCAACGUCAUCGUCACCAUCUCCGCCGCCCCGCUGGUGGAAAAGCUAGGCCGCAAAACCUGCCUCCUCAUGUCCAUCUCCGGCAUGGGCACCAUGAGCAUCCUGCUCGCCGUGGGCAUCAUGCGUUCCAUCCCCGCCCUCUCCGCCGUGGCCGUCGUCGUCUUCGUGUCGUCUUUCGGCUUCGGCCUCGGUCCUAUCCCAUUCAUCCUGCCCUCCGAAUUCGUCGCUUCCAAUGCCGUCGGCGCCGUGCAGUCUUGGGCGCUGGCCGUCAAUUGGAUCUCCACCUUUAUCGUUGCGCAGUUCUUCCCCAUCAUCAAUGAGCGCAUGGGCAAGGGCCAGGUGUACUUCAUCUUUGCCGCCAUGGCGCUGGUGUUUGGGCUGUUCAUCGCGUGGUAUGUGCCUGAGAGUAAGGAUAAGACCGAUCCGGAUGAGGUCUGGGGGCGGAAAAAGAACAGGCGAGAAGUGGAUUGAGCGGAUGGUCAACUGCCAGUUACAGUACGAUAUUCAUGAUGCAUGUUCCAAUGGCAGGCUGGCGCGUCUUUCAAAUCGAACC